Messenger RNA from Beauveria bassiana ARSEF 2860, 1797 nucleotides. Its product is annotated as Arylsulfotransferase-like protein. NCBI's taxonomy places the organism in Eukaryota, Fungi, Ascomycota, Sordariomycetes, Hypocreales, Cordycipitaceae. The record is from RefSeq and is a predicted model, not a curated record. The transcript is spliced from 2 exons. Bases 1 to 1797 code for a protein of 598 amino acids.
AUGGCCAAGCUGUUAGCCUCCGCGCUGUCAUGGCUUCUGCGCAAGCGACUGCUGCUCGCGCUGCUCGUCCUCGUCGCCGCGGGUUUCUUGCUGCUGCGGCAAUCGUCGCCGGCGCUGAGUCGCGUGCACUGGCGCAGCGACUGGUCCUGGGUCGACCUGGGCUCGUCGGGCGUGGCCCCGAUGCGCCGCUACCGCUCCUUUGACCACGCCUCGAUCGACGUGCGCUUUCUCGCCCGCGACGACGCCCGCUGCAGCCGCGACCAGCUGUUUCUCGCCACGCGCGGCUCCGGCACCGAGCCUGGCGCCGUCAUCCUCGACCACACCGGCGAGCUCGUCUGGCGCCAGCCGCGCAUGGCCGCCGAGGUCCACGACUUUCGCGUGCAAGUGUACAAGGGCGAGCCGUUUCUGACGUUUUGGGCCGGCGCCCCGGAUGGCGGCGCAAAGCAAGGAUCGUGGUACAUGAUGGACGACACUUAUACGAUACGUCACAAUAUAUCGGCGCCCGGUUUCGAAUUUGGCGAUAUGCACGAGUUUGAGCUCACCCCCGACGGAACCGCACUCGUCACCAUCUAUAACUCAAUUCCGGCCGACCUGUCCUCGCUCGGAGGCGCUGCAAAGGGCUAUAUCCUCGACGGCGUCUUUCAAGAAAUCGACAUUGAAACUGGCAGCGUGCUGUUUCAAUGGCAUGCUUCCAGUCACAUUCCUCUAAAGACAUCCAAAAAGCCCAUGAAGGGGUGCAGCGACGACCAGAAAAGGGCCUUCCUAGGCUGCGGCAACAGCCCCGACGCCGCUUUCGACUACUACCACAUCAACAGCGUACAAAAAGACUCCAAAGGCAACUACCUCAUCUCCGGCCGCCACACCUCUUCUCUCACAUACAUCAACGGCACGAGCGGCGAGCCCCUGUGGCACAUGGGCGGCGACUUGAACCAGUUCGAGACCACCCCCCUCGGCACAAAGGUCCUCUUUGCGUGGCAGCACCACGCCCGGCUCCACGACGACGACACCAUCACGCUCCUCGACAACAAUGCCUACGACCCGAAUGCGCGGCGCACCGAGUCGCGCGGCCUCCGGCUACAAGCCGACUUCAACAGCAUGAGCGUGACGCUGCAGACGGCCUACAAGCACCCGCAGCAAAUCAUGGCCUUUUCGCAGGGCAACGCCCAGGUACUCCCCGACUCGGGCAACGUGCUCGUCGGCUGGGGCAGCAGCGCCGCCUUUACCGAGUUCUCCGCCGACGGCGAGGUGCUCUGCGACGCACGCUUCGCGCCCGCCGCCUUCUUCUCCUUUCAGCCCCUCAGCUCGUACCGCGUCUACCGCGGGCGCUGGCUUGGCAAGCCGCAGGACGCGCCACGCAUCACCGUCGCGGGGCGGUCCAUCUACGUGAGCUGGAACGGCGCGACAGAGGUGGCUGCCUGGCGGCUUCAGGGCAGGACGACGGCAACAACAGGCAGCGGCGGCGGCGGCAGCGACGAGGAUGAUGCGUUUGAAGAUGUGGUUGAGAUUCCCAAGACGCACUUUGAGUCCGAGUUUGCGGCGGCCAACUUGACGAGGUCGUACAGCAAGAUUCGCGUGCAGGCCAUCAACGUCGGGGGUGUGACGCUGGGGACAACGGCAGAGGUCGAUCCGCCCAGCCGCUUGUCAUUGCUGAUUGGCGCGAUUAACCUGCUGCUCGUUGGGGCUACGGCCGGUAUCGUCCUCGGCUGCGUGUCGCUCGUCAUGGGUGUCAUGUCGUGUAGAAGGCGAUACGGCAGGACUGUAGGAUACAAGCCUGUGGAAAUGGAUGAUUUGAGUUAG